AUGCUCGCGCGCCCGGUGGUGGGCUCUCGGGCGGCGGUGAGCGCGGGGUGCGCCGCCCGCCGCCCCGCGGCGCGGCCCGCGGGCCUGAGCCGGCGCAUCGUGGCCCGCGCGGAGGAGGAGGGCUCGCCAGGGCCGAGCGCACCCGUCAAGGGCGAGGAGGAGAAGGAGAAGGCCAAGCCGGCGUCCGAGGAGCCGGUUUGGGUCCGGAGGGAGAAGGAGGCGGCCGCUGCCAAGGAGAGGGGCGACCUGCCGUUCGGGCUGUACCUCAUCGCGUCGUCCCUGGUCGCCAUCGCGGCGAUCGGCUCGAUCUUCGAGUACCAGGCAAAGAACCCCAUCUUUGGGGUUGUCCAGCCAGACUCCCCCCUCUGGGCGCCCAUCCUCCUCUUCUUCGCCGUCACAGGGAUCCCGUCGUCCGCGUUCCUCUUCUACAAGUGCAUCAGCGUAGCCAACGCAGACGCCGAGCGCAUGGACCAGAUGGACGGCUACUGA
This is a messenger RNA of Pedinophyceae sp. YPF-701, 489 nucleotides long. The record is from the annotation of a GenBank genome assembly. Lineage: Eukaryota; Viridiplantae; Chlorophyta; Pedinophyceae.